UAGAAACGAUGACAUGUGGGAUUAUAAAUCGGACAUAACCAGAAACACAGUAUCGUGAUAGCUCUUCUUUCUUACCAACACCUCAUCUCCUUUAUGUGCAACUUCAAAUAACUUAUCACCUUCUCAUCCAUUUUUAACCAUCUUAGGACAAAUAAAAAGACUCCUACUCUAGCUACAAUUAUGUAGUAUCUCCACAUCUGAAGAAUCCCAGCCACAAAGACCAGCGAGAUUCUCGCAAACCCCGCGAAAAUAUAGCUGUCUUGAUAAAAAAAACAUAUGACAAUAGCAAAAAGAUAGAUAAAUACAUAUAGGGUAGGAAUGGAUUUUUGGCCGGAGUUUCUUGCCAAUAGCUGGGGGAAAGAGUUUGUGGCCGGAGGGUUUGGUGGGGUCGCCGGAAUAGUGUCCGGAUAUCCGCUAGACACGGUGAGGAUACGGCAGCAGCAAGGUGGUGGUGGGUCCAGGACGGCGCUGAGUAUCUUCAGGAAUGUUGUUGAGAAAGAUGGUCUUAAUGGUCUGUACAGAGGCAUGGGUGCACCCUUGGCUUCUGUUACUAUUCAGAAUGCGUUGGUUUUCCAGACAUAUGCACUGCUAUCACGAGCGUGUGACUCAUCAGUUCACCCCACAGACCCUCCGUCUUACAAAGGAGUUUUGCUGGGAGGAUUCGGAACUGGUGCCAUACAAAGCUUAAUACUGGCACCUGUUGAACUUGUUAAAAUUCGAAUACAGUUGCAGGGGAAUGACCCUAACAAGGCUGUACAAGUACAGAAGCUUGAGGGUCCUACUAGUGUUGCCAAAGGCAUAUACAGGGCGGAAGGGCUACGGGGAAUCUAUCGAGGUUUUACCAUCACAGUACUAAGAGAUGCUCCUUCGUAUGGUGCCUACUUUUUGACAUAUCAAUAUGAAUUUGUUCGAGAGCAGCUUCAUCCUGGAUGCCGAAAAAGUGGCCAAGAAACCUGCAAAACAAUGCUUAUGGCAGGAGGUCUUGCUGGUGUUGCAAGCUGGAUAUGCUGCUACCCUCUAGAUGUUGUUAAAACCAGGCUUCAAGCUCAGUCUCCAUCAUCUCCACUAAUGUACAAUGGUAUUGUUGACUGCUUACAGAAGAGUGUUAAACAAGAAGGAUAUAAUGUCCUAUUUCGAGGAUUGGGAACUGCAGUUGCUAGAGCAUUUGUAGUUAAUGGGGCUGUCUUUACUGCUUAUGAAUCAGCUUUAAGGUUAUUCUUUAACGGCAACGACAACAAGCAUGAAACUGUUCUGUCAGACCACACAAUCUAGAGAACUACAGCCUCUAUUUCCGAGGUAUGUGUAUGGUUAAGCUUCCAGAGCUUUUGCAAUGAAUGGGGCUGUCUUUACUGCUUAUGAAACAGAUUAGAGUGUUAUAUGACAAGAAACUGAAACCUUUUACACUAUAGCACACAUUUUGGGGGAAAUUCGACUUCAGUUUUUAAAGAAACAACAAUGUCGUUGUUGAAAAGAAGUAAUAAAAGAAAGCGCUUAGGUAAACAUGGACUAGAUGUACGGCAGGGGAAGAAAGUGUCCAGUAGUUAUAACAAAGUCGGAACAAAGAACACUUGUGAAAUUCUUGUUUAUUGAUGUAGAUAGAUGAUCAUUGUACAGAACCAUAGUUCUUUCCUUUCGUGUAAUGUAAAUAACUCUUACAUA
Daucus carota subsp. sativus is the source of this 1659-nucleotide messenger RNA. Its product is annotated as mitochondrial arginine transporter BAC2. The transcript is spliced from 3 exons. Gene Ontology annotation, molecular function: transmembrane transporter activity. The coding region runs from base 319 to 1272 and encodes 317 amino acids. The record is from RefSeq and is a predicted model, not a curated record. Gene Ontology annotation, biological process: transmembrane transport. NCBI's taxonomy places the organism in Eukaryota, Viridiplantae, Streptophyta, Magnoliopsida, Apiales, Apiaceae.